Messenger RNA from Pistacia vera, 1865 nucleotides. RefSeq names its product polypyrimidine tract-binding protein homolog 3. NCBI's taxonomy places the organism in Eukaryota, Viridiplantae, Streptophyta, Magnoliopsida, Sapindales, Anacardiaceae. Gene Ontology annotation, biological process: regulation of RNA splicing. Gene Ontology annotation, molecular function: mRNA binding. The record is from RefSeq and is a predicted model, not a curated record. Bases 203 to 1537 code for a protein of 444 amino acids. Gene Ontology annotation, cellular component: nucleus. The transcript is spliced from 15 exons.
AGGGCGAGAGAUAGAAACAGAUAGGGCAACGCAAUCACUCCCACCAUUUCAGGCUCUCUCUUCUUUCUUCUUCUUCUUCUCGACACAUCACAACUCACACAACAUGCGAAGCAAUUGAUCUACACUUUAACUGCUGAGUCACCUUCUCUCUCUCUCUCUUUCCUCUCUCUGUCUCUUUCUCUCAGGGUGAUUUACAGUUUCAAUGGCUGAACCUUCAAAAGUUGUUCACGUUCGCAAUGUGGGCCAUGAGAUUUCUGAAAAUGAUUUACUUCAGCUGUUCCAGCCAUUUGGAGUCAUUACUAAGCUUGUGAUGCUUCGUGCAAAGAAUCAGGCUCUCCUCCAAAUGCAAGAUGUUCCUUCAGCCAUAGCUGCUCUCCAGUAUUACGCAAACGUCCAACCAUCCAUAAGGGGAAGGAAUGUUUAUGUUCAGUUCUCGUCACAUCAGGAGUUAACGACGAUGGAUCAAAAUACUCAAGGACGAGGGGAUGAGCCGAACCGAAUUCUCUUAGUUACAAUUCAUCACAUGCUUUAUCCUAUUACUGUGGAAGUGCUGCAUCAAGUUUUUUCUCCUCAUGGAUUUGUGGAGAAGAUCGUCACGUUCCAGAAGUCAGCUGGUUUUCAAGCUCUAAUCCAGUAUCAGUUACGCCAAAGUGCUGUUUUAGCUAGAACUUCUCUUCAGGGUCGCAAUAUUUAUGAUGGUUGCUGUCAGCUAGACAUUCAGUUCUCAAACCUUGAUGAGUUACAAGUGAACUACAAUAAUGAUCGGUCAAGGGACUUCACAAAUCCAAAUCUUCCUUCAGAACAGAAAGGCAGAUCCUCACAAUCUGGGUAUGGCGAUGCAGCAGUUCCAUUUCCACAGGUUGGUACUACUCAGUUCAUGAUGGCCAAUGCGGCUGCAAUUGCAGCUGCCUUUGGCGGAGGUUUACCUCCUGGAGUAACUGGGACAAAUGAGAGGUGUACAGUUUUAGUGUCCAACCUAAAUCCCGAUAGGAUAGAUGAGGAUAAGCUUUUCAACCUGUUCUCCCUCUACGGAAACAUCAUAAGAAUUAAACUUCUCCGUAAUAAACCAGAUCAUGCACUUGUUCAGAUGGGCGAUGGCUUCCAGGCUGAAUUGGCGGUGCACUUUCUGAAGGGAGCCAUACUGUUUGGAAAGCGAUUGGAGGUCAACUUCUCUAAGCAUCCAAACAUAACACAAGGUGCUGACACACAUGAGUACAUAAACUCGAAUCUCAACCGCUUUAACCGUAAUGCUGCAAAGAACUACCGUUAUUGCUGCUCGCCGACAAAGAUGAUCCACCUUUCCACUCUACCACAAGAUGUCACUGAAGAGGAGAUUGUGAGCCACCUAGAGGAACAUGGAACCAUUGUGAAUACCAAGCUCUUUGAGAUGAAUGGGAAGAAGCAGGCACUCGUCAUGUUUGAAACUGAGGAGCAGGCCACUGAAGCCCUUGUGUGCAAGCAUGCCAGCUCACUUGGUGGGUCUAUUAUCCGAAUCUCCUUCUCCCAGUUACAGUCGAUAAGAGAAAACUCACAGUAACAGGGUUAAGAUCUCUGAACACUACAAGGAUUAAGGAUUCAUAUAAAAACAAGGACAUUUUUAUGUAGGUGACUGUCUUCUUAGUUGUCUCAUUUCCUGUAGUAACGGUGGAUUAACUUAUUUUACAGUGGUGAACCCAGUUUCCUAUUUUCCUUUUCUUAUCAACUUUGAUUUCAUAUUUAGUGCAUGUACCACUUAAUUUAUGGUAGGUUUGUUUAAUUGGGGGUAGAUUUUUUGCAGAUAUAUGGUCAGUUUGAAGAGUAGGAAGAGAGAGAAAUGUAUUACCUUUUCUGGGUUAGGGAUCUCUUUAUGUAUUAUUCUUGUUGUA